GAAUGCAUAAAGUUUCUGAAGUUGUGCUCUCACAUGAUGCGUACAUGGUGUGUAUGCAGCAUGUGCAUACCACUGAUGGAGAGGAGGUUAUGGGGCUGCUAGUGGGAAGCUACAUCCAAUCAGAGAGUGAUGAAGAAAAGGAUGAGCAGAAUGUGACGUGUGAUGUCACCCAUGCUGUCAUUCUGCGCAGGUCGGACAAGAGAAAAGACCGUGUAGAAAUCCCUCCUGAGAUGCUCAUCCAAGCUCAGCAGAAAGCUGAAGAGAUAAGCAAAACCAGCAAGACAAGCGUCAACAUAGUUGGAUGGUAUCAUUCCCACCCGAAGAUUACCGUGGCACCUUCUGCUGUAGACCUGCAAACACAAAUGGGUUAUCAGCAAAUGGACCACCGUUUUGUUGGGGUCAUAUUCUCUGUCUUCAACAAGCAAGAAGCCAGCAAAAUCGGCAAGGUAGUUAUUGGAGGCUUCCAGGCAGCGGAGUCCCCGCACGGAGGAGAUUGUGAGCGCAUCGACUUGCCCGUCACCAUCCGGCCUGGAGGUGGCGUCUUCCCUCACAAUCAAGAGGUGAGGUAUGGCGUCUUCCCUCACAAUCAAGAGGUGAGGAAUAUAUCUGUCUCUUAUACACAUCUAGAUGUCACUCAGAUGCUGACUAGCACUCAGAUGCUCACUAGCACUCAGAUGCCCACUAGCACUCAGAUGCUCACUAGCACUCAGAUGCUCGCUAGCACUCAGAUGCUGACUAGCACUCAGAUGCUCACUAGCACUCAGAUGCUCACUAGCACUCAGAUGCUCACUAGCACUCAGAUGCCCACUAGCACUCAGAUGCCCACUAGCACUCAGAUGCUCACUAGCACUCAGAUGCUCACUAGCACUCAGAUGCUCACUAGCACUCAGAUGCUCACUAGCAUUCCACCCAAUAGUUGCGGCUAA
This is a messenger RNA of Hyalella azteca, 926 nucleotides long. RefSeq names its product lys-63-specific deubiquitinase BRCC36. The record is from RefSeq and is a predicted model, not a curated record. Gene Ontology annotation, molecular function: polyubiquitin modification-dependent protein binding; metallopeptidase activity. Gene Ontology annotation, biological process: double-strand break repair. Lineage: Eukaryota; Metazoa; Arthropoda; Malacostraca; Amphipoda; Hyalellidae. Gene Ontology annotation, cellular component: BRCA1-A complex; BRISC complex.